This is a messenger RNA of Patiria miniata (bat star), 1346 nucleotides long. Its product is annotated as G-protein coupled receptor GRL101-like. Lineage: Eukaryota; Metazoa; Echinodermata; Asteroidea; Valvatida; Asterinidae. The annotation marks the transcript as partial. The record is from RefSeq and is a predicted model, not a curated record. Gene Ontology annotation, molecular function: G protein-coupled receptor activity. The transcript has 2 exons. Gene Ontology annotation, cellular component: membrane. Gene Ontology annotation, biological process: G protein-coupled receptor signaling pathway.
CUUGAACACAGGGUGCUCACUAGGAACGUCGAAUUUGUUGAUCCAUUGCUAGUGGAGAAUGGUGCAUUUUCAGCGUUGCCUCAAGACGUCAAAACGGUUGUUGAUGAUUAUAGACUUUGCUGCAACUUCCUUGGAGACAUACCGGGAUAUAAGAUUGCCAACUGCGAGACCACUCAGUCACAGCCUCCGCUAAACCUCUGCGGUUCUCUCAUGCAAAACUACGGACUGCGCAUAUGCAUGUGGGUCCUUGGGAUGAGCGCCUUGCUUGGUAACUUUGGGAUCAUUGUCUGGAGGUUUUGGCACGCCGAGGGCAGCGACGUUAUGAGGGUUCACUCCUUCAUGGUGCAUAAUCUGGCCGUGUCAGACUUCCUGAUGGGAGUGUAUAUGCUGAUCAUCGCCGCUGCAGACAUCCACUAUGGGGACCGCUACUCUUACAAGUCCCGAGAGUGGCGGUCCAGCGCGCCCUGCAAGGCUGCUGGCAUCCUCUCGGUCUUAUCUAGCGAGGCAUCGGUGUUCUUUGUCACCCUGAUCAGCAUCGAGUGCUUCCUCAACCUUGUGUUUCCCUUCAGUCGGUUCAAACUUCGGCCGUCAUCUGCCCGGAUUGUGGUCUUGGCGGCCUGGGUUGUGGCUGUCUGCCUUGGCGUUGUACCGACUCUUGUGGUGGACCUCGACUCCGAUGUCUACGGUCUUUCCGACGUCUGCAUUGGGCUGCCUCUCACCACCAAGGCGUACGGAGUCCAGCUGCAGCCCAGCGACAUCGACAACCCUUUUGGGGGUGCCGACACUUUACAGAUCGUUUCGUCGACCAGCCAGAAGCCAGCCUGGAUCCUGUCCAUCGUCCUGUUUCUCGGCGUCAAUUCCGGCUGUUUCCUGGUCGUCCUCGCCUGUUAUAUUAGUAUCUUCGUCAAAGUCAAGUUGUCCGCACGGCGGGUCGGCACAGCUGCGCACCGGGAGCGGGACGUUAUACUGGCCGUCAAGAUGGCGUUGAUCGUUGGAACGGACUUUGCCUGCUGGAUGCCCGUUAUCAUCCUCGGAAUCCUCUCUCAGACCGGGGCGGUGCAGGUCGGUGUUGAGGUCUACUCCUGGAUCGUGGUUCUUGUCCUACCCAUCAACUCCUCCCUCAACCCGUACCUGUACACAAUCUAUUCUGCCAUCACCGAACGCCGUCAAAACACUAAACAAUCCUCUCAGAAACCUCUGACCAACUCCAAGGCGAAAUCCAAGUCGAUUGAAACCGUCAACUCAUUUCUGUCAGACAAAAACUCAAACUAACAUUAUACUUAGCCUCAGAGUUGACCAUACACGUGAAUGAGAAGCAACUAAGUACGCACUAUAAUAUUCAUGUA